ACGUGUGAAUCGACCUCAUCUUUGAUUAGUAGGCUUUUAAAAUGGAAAUAUCUUUGAGCUACAUCUUGUUUAUAAUGUGGUAUCUUUGACUUUAAGGUUUUGUACAUGUAGUGACAUCGCGAAUUUGUGUAAGGUUGUGAAUAUUUUGGGAUGGGUCAAAACCAGUCGAGCGGUAGUGGUUCAGGUGGAGACAAGAAAGAUGACAAAGAUAAGAAGAAGAAAUAUGAGCCUCCCAUACCAACCAGGGUAGGGAAAAAGAAGAGAAGGACGAAAGGUCCAGAUGCAGCUAUGAAACUUCCCCAAGUAACGCCGCAUACAAGAUGCCGCUUGAAACUUUUGAAGUUGGAAAGAAUUAAAGACUACUUAUUGAUGGAGGAGGAAUUCAUUCGCAAUCAAGAAAGACUGAAACCACAAGAAGAAAAAAUUGAGGAGGAAAGAUCAAAGGUUGAUGAUUUACGAGGAACUCCUAUGUCAGUCGGAACGCUAGAAGAAAUAAUUGACGACAAUCAUGCAAUUGUUUCUACAAGUGUUGGCAGUGAACAUUACGUUAGUAUUCUGUCAUUUGUCGACAAAGACCAGUUGGAACCAGGAUGCUCUGUGCUAUUGAAUCACAAGGUUCAUGCCGUAGUUGGAGUUUUGUCAGAUGACACCGAUCCUAUGGUUACUGUGAUGAAAUUAGAGAAGGCCCCACAGGAAACAUAUGCAGACAUUGGAGGUCUGGACACUCAGAUUCAGGAAAUAAAGGAGUCUGUGGAACUUCCACUUACUCAUCCAGAGUAUUAUGAAGAAAUGGGCAUAAAACCACCUAAAGGUGUCAUUUUAUAUGGUCCUCCUGGCACAGGAAAGACACUCUUAGCAAAGGCUGUGGCAAAUCAGACAUCGGCUACCUUCUUACGUGUUGUAGGUUCUGAACUAAUCCAGAAAUAUUUGGGUGAUGGCCCAAAACUGGUUAGAGAAUUAUUCAGGGUUGCGGAAGAACAUGCACCCUCCAUAGUUUUCAUUGACGAAAUUGAUGCUGUUGGGACUAAACGAUAUGAUUCUAAUUCUGGUGGUGAAAGAGAAAUCCAGAGAACAAUGUUAGAGUUGUUGAAUCAAUUGGAUGGCUUUGAUUCAAGGGGAGAUGUGAAGGUUGUUAUGGCAACAAAUCGCAUAGAAACACUAGACCCUGCUCUAAUUCGGCCUGGAAGGAUAGAUAGAAAAAUAGAAUUUCCAUUGCCAGAUGAAAAAACCAAGAGAAGGAUAUUUAACAUACAUACAUCAAGAAUGACUCUUGCUGAAGAUGUUAAUCUCACAGAACUUAUAAUGGCUAAGGAUGACCUCUCUGGUGCUGAUAUUAAGGCCAUCUGUACAGAAGCAGGUCUUAUGGCAUUACGGGAAAGAAGAAUGAAGGUUACAAAUGAAGAUUUCAGAAAAUCGAAAGAAAAUGUUUUGUAUAGGAAGAAGGAAGGUACACCUGAAGGUUUAUACCUGUAAUAAGAACAUCAUUUGUUAUGUGAAGUCAAGAGUUCUCACCAUGAUUGUUAAUAAAACAUACACACUAUCCAUUUUGAUAA
Messenger RNA from Schistocerca cancellata (South American locust), 1553 nucleotides. RefSeq names its product 26S proteasome regulatory subunit 4 (gene Rpt2). Gene Ontology annotation, molecular function: ATP hydrolysis activity; ATP binding; proteasome-activating activity. The transcript is spliced from 9 exons. Gene Ontology annotation, biological process: proteasome-mediated ubiquitin-dependent protein catabolic process. The record is from RefSeq and is a predicted model, not a curated record. The coding region runs from base 151 to 1473 and encodes 440 amino acids. NCBI's taxonomy places the organism in Eukaryota, Metazoa, Arthropoda, Insecta, Orthoptera, Acrididae. Gene Ontology annotation, cellular component: proteasome regulatory particle, base subcomplex.